AUGACUUUACCAAUUCAGGAUUUAGAACCUGAUUAUUAUAUUUCCGUCAAUUAUCCUACCACCGAUAAUGGAUCACCAACCCCACAAGCUGAAAAAUCAUUGAAAACAUUAAUUGAUUUAUUAUAUGAUAAAGGGUUUGCCGCCCAAAUUAGACCUGGUGAUUUAGAUCAUUUAUUAGUCUUUGUUAAAUUGUCUUCGUACAAGUUUUCUGAAGAAGCUGAAAAAGAUUUAAUUAAAAAUUAUGAAUUUGGUGUCACGGGUAAAGAUGACGUGUUAGCUUCUAAACUUAGAAUUAUUUAUCAAUACUUAACUUAUCCACAAUCAGUUGGUGGAUGUGGUAUUACUCCUAAUUCUGGGGAUUGGAAAUUUGUCACCAGUAUUGUUCCAAUUACUAAUGCCUUUAAUGAAACCACUUUAGUUGAAGAUUUAAAAAUUAAUGUUACUCAACCAAAUUUAUCAAUUGCCACUAUCAAAAAGACAUAUGGAGUUGAAGUUGCUCUUUAUUUUGAAUAUAUAAAACAUUACACUUUUUGGUUAUUAUUGCUUUCUAUUAUUGGUCUUGUAUCUCAUUUUAGAAAAGAUAAACGAUUCCUGUUAACUUUUGCCUUUAUCAAUUUGCUUUGGGGGGUUUUAUUCCUUGCAUCAUGGCAUAGAAGAGAACAACAUUUGGUUAAUGUAUGGGGUGUUCAAAAUAGUCAUUUAAUUGAAGAACAUAAUUCCGAAUUGGCUAAAGUCAAUGAAAGAUAUGAAGAAAAAUCAACUUAUUUCCAUGCAAAUAAUACCAAUGGAUUCAGAUUUUUAAAACAAUUGGCAUUUAUCCCCAUUGCCUUGGUGUUUGUUGGUGUUUUGAUUAGUUAUCAAUUGAGUUGUUUCUGUAUUGAAAUCUUUUUAACCGAUAUUUAUGAUGGCCCCGGGAAAUCUUUAUUGACUUUAUUACCAACGGUUUUAAUCAGUGUAUUUGUGCCAAUUUUGACCAUUGUUUAUAAUGCUGUCACUGAUAUUAUUAUUAAAUGGGAAAAUCAUGAUAACCAAUAUAGCAAAAAUAAUUCUAUUCUUGUUAAAACCUUUGUGUUGAAUUUCUUGACUGGUUAUGUUCCAUUAAUCAUCACUUCAUUCAUAUAUUUACCAUUUGCUCAUUUGGUGCAACCUCAUUUAGGUGAUAUUAAAACCACUAUUGCCACAUAUGCUGGUGAAAAUAGAUUCUACACCAAAUACUUGUUGAAAUUAAAGAGUCAAGAAGAAUUUAAAAUCAAUCAAGGUAGAUUAGAUGCUCAAUUCUUUUAUUUCAUUGUCACAAAUCAAGUUAUACAAUUGGUAUUGAAAUAUAUUCUCCCAUUGGGUUUAAGAUUUGUAUUUAAUUUUAUUGAAACGAAAAUUCAGAAGAAACCUCAAUUACAAACUAAAGAUGAUAACCCUGAUGAAUCUAUUUGGUUACAUAAUGUCAGAUUAUCGUUGAAACUUCCUGAAUAUAAUGUUGAUGAUGAUUUUAGAGGAUUAGUUUUACAAUUUGGAUAUUUGAUAAUGUUUGGUCCAGUUUGGCCAUUGGCACCAUUGGUUUGUAUUAUUUUCAAUUUAAUUUUUUUCAAGUUGGAUAAUUUUAAAUUAUUGAAUGGUAAAUAUUUCAAACCACCAGUUCCAAGAAGAGUUGAUUCUAUUCAUCCAUGGAAUUUAGCCCUUUUCUUGUUAGCAUGGAUUGGAUCAAUUAUUUCCCCCGUGGUCACGGCAUUUUACCGUCAUGGUACUGCUCCACCAAAAUCUAUGGGUCAAUUUGCCCUUGAUAAAGCUAGUGUUCAUGUUUCAUCCUCAGUUUUCUUGGUUUUAUUAAUGUUUGUUUCAGAACAUGGAUUUUUGAUUUUGAGUUAUCUUUUAUUUGAAUUCUCUUCUUUGUUCAAGAGUCAAGUUGAAUGGGAAAAUGAUUUUGUUGAUAAUGAUAUUAAAUUGAGACAUGAUUAUUAUUCUGGGAAAGUAAAACCAACUUAUAAAGUCCACUCGGAUGAGUUGUGGGAGAAGUUUACCCCACAAUCAACUUUGAAUUUCACUGUUCCUAAACCAACCGCAGAAACUGAUGAUAAAGUUGAAAAAAUUGCUUCUACCGAAGAUGCUUAUCUGACUUCUGCAGAAAAAUCUACUACUACUGCUACUUCUCGUUCUGAUAAGAGUAAAAUUCUUGCUGAAAAGGAAGCUAUUUUGAAACAAAAGGAAGCUGAGUUGGCCGAAUUAGAAAAGAAAAAGACCAAACUAAAUGAUUUUAAAGAUCCAACUGAUUCUGUCAUUAAAACCAAAUCAAAUGCCAAUGGUAAAGCUGUGUUAAGUACAAUUGACAAUAACAAACAUGUUAGUGAUAUUGAUCCAGAUGCCGCCGCCGCAGCAGCAACUGCAACAUCUACUGCUAAUGAUUCUGGUGCAAAAAAAUCAACAUCAACAUCAACAUCAGCAGCCACAGAUACUACUAACACUGCCCCAUCUCAUUCUGGUCCAACUCCUGUCACUUCUUCUGAAAAAUCAAACAACAACAACAACAGUAAGCCAAGUGAUAGUACCAAAUCUACUUUAUCAAAUGAUGAAACAAGAAAAACACUUGAUCCUAAAGGCGUUGGAAGCACUACAACAGGCGGUAAAGACACAGUUUCCUCAGACAAAGCAUCUCUGCCAAUUGAAGAUAAAGAAAGUUCACCAUCCCUAGCUGGAAGUUCAACAUCAACACCAAGUGGAACUGAUAAAAAAACAUCUCCUAAAAAAUUAGUUACCAAUGCUGUCAAUAAAGUUGAAAAUAAUGAUGAUUUCAAAAAAUUCAUUAAUGAGGCUGAAAAGGAAGCUAAAAAAUCCAAAUCUGGAUUGAAAAAAUUAUUUAACAAGAAGUAG
Candida albicans SC5314 is the source of this 2862-nucleotide messenger RNA. RefSeq names its product Ist2p (gene IST2). Bases 1 to 2862 code for a protein of 953 amino acids. Gene Ontology annotation, biological process: chloride transmembrane transport. Gene Ontology annotation, cellular component: cortical endoplasmic reticulum. The transcript has a single exon. The record is from RefSeq and is a predicted model, not a curated record. Gene Ontology annotation, molecular function: chloride channel activity. Lineage: Eukaryota; Fungi; Ascomycota; Pichiomycetes; Serinales; Debaryomycetaceae.